ACUCUUCUUAUUCUUUACUGUCAGUGGUCUUUAGCUAACGGCGCUAUCAGAUGUUGCUAGCUCUACCUUUUAUACUGUUAAUGUCAUCAUCGUUUAUAGCGUUACUAUUGUAUUUAAAUGCAUGAUUGUGUGAUACAUGUAUAGAAUGCCCAACACCAGCACCAGGCCUAAACGUGGCAGACGGAACCGUCGGGUGCCCAGGGAGGACCCUGCCAGGAAUGAGCUGGUGUCCAGGUCACUGGAGAGUGCCCAGCAGUGUCUGUUCAACCAAGACUAUGGGACUGCCUUUGUCCACUACCUUCUCGUCCUCAACCUGGCUCCUGUGUUGAAGGACUUUGCCAGUGUGGGUAGCAAAGGAAACCCUGUAGGCAAGGGCUCUCCAACCCUGUUCCUGGAGUGCUACCCUCCUGUAGGUUGUAACUAACCUGAUUUAAUUUAUCAAUCAGCUAAUUAUUAGAAUCAGGUGUGCUAUAUUAGGGAUGGAGCGAAAACCUACAGGACGGUAUCUCUCCAGGAACAGGGUUGUAGAGCCCUGCUGUCGGCUAUACACCAUUCAGCCUGUCUGACAAUUGACAUUCCCUUUGAACUUUCAGAUGUGUUUUUAUUAGAUUUGUAUUUGUUUUCACAU
Oncorhynchus nerka (sockeye salmon) is the source of this 628-nucleotide messenger RNA. RefSeq names its product protein arginine N-methyltransferase 9-like. Bases 137 to 424 code for a protein of 95 amino acids. Lineage: Eukaryota; Metazoa; Chordata; Actinopteri; Salmoniformes; Salmonidae. The transcript is spliced from 2 exons. The record is from RefSeq and is a predicted model, not a curated record.